Messenger RNA from Acanthosepion pharaonis, 1284 nucleotides. Lineage: Eukaryota; Metazoa; Mollusca; Cephalopoda; Sepiida; Sepiidae. The record is from the annotation of a GenBank genome assembly.
AUGCACUUUAAUUAUUUAUUUCAGCAGUUUCCUCUCUCUCUAUCAUUAAUGUCUUCCUUCAUUCCUAAUCUAUGCCAAAUUAAUCGAAAAUUCUUUAAAAAACCUAUCUAUCUAUCUAUCUAUCUAUCUAUCUAUCUAUCUAUCAUGUCAAUUUUUUCAUUAUCUAUCUAUCUAUCUCUCAGUCUAUUCCUAUCUAUCUAUCUAUCUAUCUAUCUAUCUAUCUAUCUAUCUAUCUCAAUUUUUAUCUAUCUAUCUAUCUAUCUAUCUAUCUAUCUCAAUUUCUUAUCUAUCUAUCUAUCUAUCUGUUGUGAGACCUUCUCAUUUUUUUAUCAUUGUCCUUUCUUUUCUUUCUCACGUUUCCUCUUUCUUUCUUUCUUUUUCUUGACACAAAUACGAUUUCACACACUGUCCGGCAGUAACAGAUAUACACUUUCUUCUUCUCUCCGGUUUUCUUUUUUCUUUCUUUCUUCUUCUUACACAAUUCAGCUUGUAACAGAGAUAUAUACUUUCUUCCUCCCUGAUUUUCUCUUUUCUUUCUUUCUUUCUUUCUUUCUUUCUUUCUUUCUUUCUUUCUUCUUCUUUACACAAUUCAGCUUACAUCUGUUGCUACGGGUAAUUGGGUCAGUCAACCUCUUGACUUGCUUUCCCAAAAUGUCUCAAGACUUCCACCAUUUCCUACUACUCCCCCCCCAUACCCGCAGUUUUUUUUCUUUCUGUUUCCCUUUCCCUCUUCCUACCACUGUCCCCACUUUCCUCUCUGUUUUGAUUUUCUUUCUGUUUCCCUUUCUCUCUUCCUACCACUGCACCCCCUUUCCUCCCAGUUUUGAUUCUCUUUCUGUUUCCCUUUCUCUCUUCCUACCCCUGCCCCACUUUCCUCCCUGUUUUGAUUUUCUUUCUGUUUCCCUUUCUCUCUUCCUACCCCUGCCCCACUUUCCUCCCUGUUUUGAUUUUCUUUCUGUUUCCUUUCUCUCUUCCUACCCCUGCCCCCCCUUUCCUCCCUGUUUUGAUUUUUCUUUCUUUUCCCUUUCUCUCUUCCUACCACUGCCCCACUUUCCUCCUGUUUUGAUUCUCUUUCUGUUUCCCUUUCUCUCUUCCUACCACUGCCCCUCUUUCCUCCCCUGUUUUGAUUCUCUUUCUGUUUCCUUUCUCUCUUCCCUACCACUGCCCCUCCUUUCCUCCUGUUUUGAUUCUCUUUCUGUUUCCCUUCUCUCUUCCCUACCUGCCCCCACUUUUCUCCUCCCUGUUUUGAUUCUCUUUCUGUUUCCCUUUCUCUCUUCUUCCUAA